Molecule: messenger RNA, 378 nt
Organism: Racocetra persica
Lineage: Eukaryota; Fungi; Glomeromycota; Glomeromycetes; Diversisporales; Gigasporaceae
Source: the annotation of a GenBank genome assembly
GUCUUGUACUUCUCCAGGAAGGUUUAAUAAGCACUGGGCUUGAGAUCUCGAACCUUGAACUGGGUCUUGUACUUCUUCAGGAAGGUUCAAUGGGCACCAGGAUUGAGAUCUCAAACCUUGAACUAGGUCUUGUACUUUGCCAGAAAGGUUCAAUAGGCACCAGGCUUGAGAUCUCGAACCUGGAACUGGAUCUUGUACUUCGCCGGAAAGGUUCAAUAGGCACCGGGCUUGAGAUCUUGAAUCUGGAACUGGGUCUUGUACUUUGCCAGAAAGGUUCAAUGAGUACUGGGCUUGAGAUCUCGAACCUUGAACUGGGUCUUGUACUUUGCCGAGAAGGUUCAAUGGGUACCAGGCUUGAAAUCUCGAACCUUGAACUGA